Molecule: messenger RNA, 916 nt
Organism: Paramecium sonneborni
Lineage: Eukaryota; Ciliophora; Oligohymenophorea; Peniculida; Parameciidae
Source: the annotation of a GenBank genome assembly
AUGAUGUUUCUAUCAAGAUGUGAAUAUAUUAAUUCAAUUCUAAAGGUAUCAUUUUAUAGAAUAUUGAGGAUGCAAAGUACCAAUCUAAAAAAAUGAUUUUGAUAAUUAAUGAUUAUAAGGAUAAAAAUAAUGCUGAAAUGUAAUUGUAAUUAAAAGCAAGAAACUUUAUAAAACAUCAUAUAUUUUAAAAUGAAAAUUAUAAAAACCAAGAAGAUAGGAGAAAUCAAAUCACAAAAUCUAUAUAAUUAAAAAUUCUCAUUUAGAUAACCUUUCUUAAAGAUUUAUUUUCAUCUUAAGCAGUGCCAUUUCUUACUUUCUUGAAACUUUACAUUUGGCUUCUAAUGAUAUAGUAUUUUCUUAAAAUGAAUCAAAUGAUUCUAGUUUGUAAUUUAAUUGUAGCCUUAUAUGAAGAGAAAUCUAACUAAACUUGAAAAAUUUUAAUAGAGAUGAGAAAUUUGGAGAGUACUCAUUUUUCACAGGUUUUUAUCCAAAGCAUUCAGCCAAAUGUGUAAGCUAUACAAUCCUUUAUAAAAGUGAGAGAGUGAAAUUCUUAUAAAUCAAUCAAUAUUAUGACAAAGAUUUUCAAAGGUUUCAUAAUAUUAAAGAUUAAAUAUUGUUGAAUUCAGAUUAUUCAAAAUGCAUUUCAUGUUGUUAAAAUUGUAGAUUAUUUACACAUGAAAUCAUUGAUUGUCCAUUAUUAUAAUACUAAUCAAAUUUAAAAUAAAGAAUUAAGGUUGCUGCCUUAAAGCGAAUGAAAACAUAAGAAUGUAACAUAAUAGAGAUUUACAAAAGACUAAUUGUAGAAAACUUAUCAAAAAUAUAAUGUUAUCUAUAAAAGCAUUCUAAGAUGAAAAUGAGUCAAAAAAGUCUAAAUAUCAAAUUAUCAAUUGGGAAAUCUUUAUAAAACCACUUUUGA